AUGCCCACGGCCAUGGUCAUCUCCAACGACAUUAUGGCCUACAUUUUCGGCAUGAUGUUGGGCAGGACGCCGCUCAUAAAGCUGUCGCCCAAAAAGACCUGGGAGGGCUUCAUCGGUGGGGGUAUCGCCUCCCUGCUCCUGGGCAUCGUCUUCUCUCUGACUGUCAUUGAUAAUAAGCACUUCAUCUGCCCCAUCGAGUACGACGACACGCUGGGCGCCCUUUCCAUGGACUGUGUACCCGAUGCUAUCUUCAUUCCGCGUACCUACAAUGUCUCCAAGUGGUUGGUAGGUCUCCUUUCCCAAAUAUCCGUUUGUGGAUCGUCUUGCUCUCCUUUUAUUUGA
Dibothriocephalus latus is the source of this 342-nucleotide messenger RNA. Lineage: Eukaryota; Metazoa; Platyhelminthes; Cestoda; Diphyllobothriidea; Diphyllobothriidae. The record is from the annotation of a GenBank genome assembly.